Pestalotiopsis fici W106-1 is the source of this 918-nucleotide messenger RNA. RefSeq lists its product as uncharacterized. Bases 1 to 918 code for a protein of 305 amino acids. Gene Ontology annotation, biological process: fatty acid catabolic process; acyl-CoA metabolic process. Gene Ontology annotation, molecular function: fatty acyl-CoA hydrolase activity. NCBI's taxonomy places the organism in Eukaryota, Fungi, Ascomycota, Sordariomycetes, Amphisphaeriales, Sporocadaceae. The record is from RefSeq and is a predicted model, not a curated record. The transcript has 2 exons. Gene Ontology annotation, cellular component: peroxisomal matrix.
AUGGCAGAUCCUGCGACCGUGAUACCGGCCACGGAGGUGGUGCCGGUGGAGUCAAAGAAGGACGUGUUCAAGAACAAGAAACAAAUAUGGGACCCAAGCAAAGAAUAUCAGCGGGCCAUCUUUGGCGGCCACCUACUCGGGCAAUCGGUGCGCGCUGCAGAACAGACUGUCCCCGACGUUUACGACGUACACUCUCUGCAGUCGACCUUCCUCAAGGCCGGAGACGCCAGUAUUGAUGUCUUUUAUCACGUGGAUCGCGUACUCGACGGUCGCACACUGUCAUCGCGCCUCGUGCGCGCAAUGCAGGGCGAUGUGGUCAUAUACGUUGCCACCAUUGGGUUUCAGCGGAGAGCAGCUCAGCCCGCGCCCACGGGAGGCGCACUCAGCUACCAUGAGCCGGCUCCGGCGUGGGUCAAGUCGGUCGAUCCAGAGGACAAGAACCUUAUAUCCUCUAGGGAUAUGCUCGGCAUUACUGGGUUUCCGCAAUACCUCAUUGACGGCUUCCACCAUCCCUUUGAAUGGAAGUAUCUGCCACUCGAGCCUGCGGAGCCGACAGAGUUCCGCAGCCGCAGCAUAUUUCGCUCGUUUCCGCUCAACACCGCUGAACGGCAAGCUCACCUGGCGGCCAUGGCCUGGACCUCUGAUGUGUUUCUCAUUUACACCGCCAACCUGGCCAACCCAGCGAAAUUCCCUGUGGGAAUGGGCAACGUCACGAUCGAGACCAGUGUCAAUCACUCUGUGUGGUUCCACUCGCCAUCCACACGGAUUGAUGAGUGGGUGGCGUGCGAGCGACGGACAUCCUGGGGCGCCGAUGGCAGGGUGUUGAUCUAUCAGACGUGGUGGAGUAAAGAAGACGGCAGACUGAUUCUAUCUUGCGUUCAAGAGGCGUUGCUGCGAUUAAAGACGGCCAACCUAUAG